Messenger RNA from Solanum stenotomum, 971 nucleotides. RefSeq names its product probable phospholipid hydroperoxide glutathione peroxidase. Gene Ontology annotation, molecular function: glutathione peroxidase activity. The record is from RefSeq and is a predicted model, not a curated record. Lineage: Eukaryota; Viridiplantae; Streptophyta; Magnoliopsida; Solanales; Solanaceae. The transcript has 6 exons. The coding region runs from base 84 to 800 and encodes 238 amino acids. Gene Ontology annotation, biological process: response to oxidative stress.
CAUUUCUUGAAGAAUUCAUAGUCACCAAAUUCACUGUUGUUCUUCAAAUUUAGGUUUUGUAAAUCUGAAAUCCAAACACCCAAAUGGCUUCUUUAUCUUCUUCUUCAGUUUUUUCACCAAUUUGUACCUUUUUUUCUCAACCAAAACUGAAUCUUUACUGCAACUCUUCUUCUUCUUCUUCCUACAAACCCACUUGUAGUUCUUCCAAAUCUUCAUUUUUCCAAAAUGGGUUAUCUUUAUUAACAGCUAAAUCAUUUGGGUCUUCAUUGAAAUCUAAGAAUAUGGGCAAUACCAUCUAUGCUAGAGCUGCUACUGAGAAGACUAUUUACGACUUCACUGUUAAGGAUAUUGAUGGCAAAGAUGUUCCACUUAGCACAUUUAAGGGAAAGGUCCUUCUAAUUGUCAACGUUGCUUCCAGAUGUGGCUUGACGACUUCAAAUUACACAGAGCUCUCUCGUGUGUAUGAGAAGUAUAAAAAUCAAGGACUUGAGAUUCUUGCUUUUCCAUGUAAUCAGUUUGGGGCUCAAGAGCCAGGAUCAAAUCCGGAGAUUAAACAGUUUGCUUGCACACGUUUUAAAGCUGAAUUCCCAAUUUUUGACAAGGUCGACGUGAAUGGCCCAAACACGGCACCAGUUUACCAGUUCCUAAAAUCAAGUGCAGGAGGAUUUUUAGGUGAUCUGGUUAAGUGGAACUUUGAGAAGUUUCUUGUGGACAAAAAUGGUAAAGUUGUUGAGAGGUAUCCACCAACGACGUCACCUUUACAAAUCGAGAAAGAUAUUCAGAAACUUUUGGCAGCUUAAAUAAUGCUCAUGAGAAAAGGCUAUUUGUGCAAUUCAGCUAAAUAUAUAUAGUAGCUUCUCUUUAAACAGUUAUUCCCUCUGUUGCUAUUUAAUUGUCAUCGUUUUAGAUUUCACGUCAUUUAAGAAAUUAUGUAAGUUUAUCAUUAUAUUCUUACUUAGUGUUCUCUUAAA